Chara braunii is the source of this 3234-nucleotide messenger RNA. The record is from the annotation of a GenBank genome assembly. NCBI's taxonomy places the organism in Eukaryota, Viridiplantae, Streptophyta, Charophyceae, Charales, Characeae.
ACGCGAUCGAACGCUGCGCGCCGAGCUCGUCCUUUGCGCCAUAAAGACGCGGUAGGGGGGCAGGAGGGGGGAGGGGCUUCCCCGCUGUGGGGGGGCUUUGGCAAACACAACGCCGCUCGACAACAGAACAGAUUUCUAUAUAUGUACACCUCCUGUCAUUGCGCGCGGAGCUCCGUCAGUCUUCCUCCUCCUCCUCCUCCUCCUCCUCUGACAGAUCUGCAAGAUGUCGAACGACGUGGCUGGCCAGCUGUUCACAUACGAAUACUGCAAUGCAAAGAUCAAGGGCAAGCCUUCGAUGAAGCCGACGAAGCAGAGUCUAUCAUGCUUCGACCAGACGCUACCUGUCUCGGUUUCAAGGCGAGCAGGAGCACACCAGAAGAUCAUCAUUCCUUCGGAAGAGUUACCCUACUACUCGGCGGGGGGGGUGUAUAGGUACCGAGGGGCGAGGAAGACCCCACAAGACUACACCAGGAAGGGAGAUGGGGAGAGGAUAAAGCGGGGUGAACUGACCAAGGAGCUCCCGAAGCCUGAACCCCCUGUGGCAGGGGCAUACCAGAAGCGAGAUAAUCCCCCAAAUACCCUCUUCCGUAAGUUUUACGAGCGAGGCGAUCUUCCUAUUGCUGUGGAGCACCGGGGUGCUGAGUUCGAACUCCGCCGGAUGGCAGAUAAGCAAGCCGCAUUUGGCGGCCGGCACAUACGCGACAUUGGAGGGGGGAGUGGCGGGUCUGGACGGAGGAGGGGCAAAACGGCAGCAGAAAAAGGAAAAGAAAAACUUGCAAGCACCUCCACUACACCCACAUCCACAGUGACCUCCAAAGACCCCACGCCGGCAAUGGACCCUUCGCUGUUCGUUCCACAAGACAAGGCGAGGCAGGACAAGUUGCAGAGGGAGAAGCCUGUGUGGAAGUACGCAGAACAGGGUCAGGAAGCUGGGGUGAAAGGGAGAGGCGAGUAUUGGGUGAGGUGUCGGUUGUGCAUGCAGAUUUGGAGGGGCACGAGCUCAAGAGUAGUGGAACAUUACUUGAAGACGCAGAAGCCGUGUCCAUCGCGCACAGGGGAAAUGGUGAAUGAGCUCGUCAACUCCGGGGGGAAAGUGCUGCCGGGUGAUAAGAAUACGCGGUACUUGCUGAAGAAUUACAGGCAGCUGCACGGGAUUCCGAAAGGGGGGGUCAAUCAAACGGAGAAGGCCGACGAGGUGGUUGAAGUUCCCGCAUACCUUGAGCCACAGCCACCGCCCACUGUGGGCAGGGCUGCUCCACCAUGUGAUGCAGGGGAUUUGCACAAGGAGAAUGCUUUGGAGGCGGCGGGGGGUGAGGCGGCGGGGUCGAACACGGUUGUCCUCAUUGUAGCAGUCAACAAUAAGGAGGUGCGCUUCGGGUCAGUCUACCAAAUGUUGGAGAGGAUAUACGACAGGAGGGCGGUGUUGAAGGACAUGGUCAACGGUCGGAAUGCAGUAAAGUGGAAUGCGAUCCGAUGGUCCACGUCGAAGUUGAGGGCCAUAUUGGAUCUGGUGUACUUCACAUUGAGGAGUGAUGAGUGGUGGACGGGGUUGAACAAGGUGGUUGAGGUGAUGGAGCCCGUGUACGGCCUCUUGAGGCGGAUGGAUCAGGACGGUACCGGUCCCACAAACCUUGUCGAGUAUGACGACAUGAUAGAGAGGAAUCUUAGCCAUGUCGUUCUUACGGUGGAGCAGCGGGCGAGCGUGAUGGAGAAAGUCAAAGAUCGCAUGAAAAUGAUGCGGCAGCCCGCCCAUGCAACAGCCUUUCUUUUGGACCCGCGCAGGAGAGAACCGAGGUGGUUGCAUGACCAAGAUAGUGCGCUUGUGCAGAAUACCAUGCGCUUUCUCUCGAGGCAGGUUGGAGGUGAAUGGAAAGGGCAAGCGCACCUUGACAUUUGGAGUGACCUGAAUGAGUUCCACACCAAACCCACAAGGAACGACCCGAAAAGGAAUGACACGAAGAUGUGGGACCCUACAGCGAAGGCAGAUGUUGACAAGAAGACACCGUCAGAAUUGUGGGCAGCACACGGUGGCGACGUGCCCGAAUUGCAGAAGGUUGCGAUCAAGGUUAUAGGCAUGUGGAGCACCGCAUCGCCGGCGGAGAGGAACUGGGCUUCCAUGGACUACAUCCAUUCCAAACGGAGGAACAAGUUGUCGCCAGAAAGGUUGGCGAAGCUAGUGUACAUACACUGGAACAUGCAGCUACUGCGUGUUCCGGAGACUAAGAACAACGGAUUUGUGGACUUGUGGUGUGACUUCGUCGAGCCCGCCCCGGAGCCUGAAGAGAACGAUGGAUCGGUGUCGAAGGGGCCCGAGGAUGAGGCUGAGAAGACAGAGGAGGAACUUGUACGGGAACGGAGACUCACAAAGACUUCGAAGGGAAGGGUUCCAAAAAAUCUCGAGGACAAGGACGAAGAGCUCACGGAUGACAGUGAUUUGGAUGACGAGCUGUGGAAGGGGAAGUGCGGAUUGUCGGAGGACUCGAGUGGCAGCGAAGAGGAUGACGACGAUGACUCCGAUUUCGAGCUACGACCGGAGCCGUCCGUCCCAGGCACGACGUACAUCGGAAGGAGGUGGACCAGACGACAACGUAGAGAAGAGCCACGCCCGACAGCGACGGAGCCCGAGGUAAGGGAAACUGCAUUGUACAAUCCGCAAUCUGAUGUCGAGUUCGCACGACUAGAGACGGAUGUCGAGACGUUGCUGGAAACGAGGGUGGACGAAGAUGAGGAGGAUGCAAACCGUGCCAAGGCUAUGGCUGACCGGGAGACCGAACUCGUCAACAAACGUAUGAUGGAGGAGGCCCGCCGUGCAGCUAUCCCGACCCGGAGAGAGAUCGAGAGAGGUCUCAAACAAGCCAGGGAGCACCAACAGCAGAUCAAUCAGGCAUUGGAGGUUGAGAAAGAAGGAGAAGAGGAGGAGGAGCACCAGGCUGAGGUGGGAGAUUACAUGGAACAGGAAGAAGAGGCAGAGGGCAUGGUGCAACCACAGGAGAUAGAGGAGAUGGAGCACCAAGAAGAAGAGGAAGGCGCGGUGCAAGGCGGGGAGGAAGAGGAAAUGCAGCAGGAAGAGGAGGGGGAAGGAUUGGCGCAGCAGAAGAUGCAGCACGGCGAGGUCGAUACGGCCCGUGAAGACGAGCCCCAUCCCACAGCGACAGCAGUCUAACCUGUGGGUGAGCCGAGUGGGCAGGAAGAGAAAGGAGCCAUCACAGGACGCUCCUGCACAGCCGAAACGUC